GCUCGAGCAGUGCGGGACAGUGGCGCUGAGCUGUACAUCGGCACGCAGACCAAACCUGUCUGCAGCAAAACAACAAACACCUUGCAUUUGGAGUAUUCAGCAGUGCGCUACUCAAGAAAUACAUUCCAACUCGGAUAUAUUCACUUCUUAACCAUGGCUAUGACAGAGGCUGGGUGCGAUUUGACUUACUGCAAAAUGCGUGGGAUCAUGUCAGUUCUGACUGCUUUUAUCAAGGAGAGAAAAAUGGGUCUGAACGACUUCAUUCAGAAGCUUGUGUCCAAUCCGCAUAUUUGUCAGCAUGCUGCAGUUGAAUCAUUCCUAAAAAUCGAUGAGAACCAGAAUGAGGCAAUGGGAGGUGGGCUCAAGUCAAACUCGCUAUGUCUGACUGGACCAAGAAGCUCUCUGGCAGAAGAGACUCAGAUUAAGCCGUGUGACUUUGACUACCUGAAAAUCAUUGGCAAAGGAAGCUUUGGAAAGGUCCUUUUGGCGAGGCACAAGGAGACUGCUCAGUACUAUGCCGUAAAAGUCCUGCAGAAGAAGAUCAUCCUGAAGAAGAAAGAGCAAAAGCAUAUCAUGGCGGAGAGGAGUGUGCUAAUGAAGAACAUCAAGCAUCCAUUCCUAGUGGGCCUGCACUUCUCUUUCCAGACCACAGACAAGCUCUACUUUGUGCUGGACUAUGUCAAUGGUGGGGAGCUGUUCUACCACCUCCAACGCGAAAGAGUGUUCCUGGAGCCGCGUGCCCGGUUCUAUGCUGCUGAGAUUGCCAGUGCCCUUGGCUACCUCCACUCCCUGCACAUUGUUUACAGAGAUCUUAAGCCAGAGAACAUCCUUCUAGACUCCCAGGGUCAUAUUGUCUUGACUGACUUUGGCCUCUGCAAGGAAGGGCUGGAAGCAGAUGCAACAACAACCACAUUCUGUGGAACUCCUGAGUACCUUGCACCAGAGGUUCUUCAGAAGCAAGCAUACGACCGCACUGUGGACUGGUGGUGUCUGGGAUCUGUCCUCUAUGAGAUGCUGUAUGGACUGCCUCCCUUUUACAGCCGCAACACUGCUGAGAUGUACAACAACAUCCUGCACAAGCCCCUGGUGCUCAAGCCCAACGUGUCCAAUGCCGGCCGUGAACUACUGGAGGGCCUGUUGCAUAAGGACCGCACCAUGAGGCUGGGAGUCAAGGAUGACUUUCUGGAACUCAAAACUCAUGCCUUCUUCUCACCAAUAAACUGGGACGACCUCAUGGCCAGGAAGAUCAUCCCUCCAUUCGUUCCCUCAGUGUCUGGGCCUACAGACCUGAGGCACUUUGACCCAGAGUUCACCCAUCUGCCUGUGUCCUCGUCCCUGUGCAACGGUGACCAGCAGCAUGUGACCGGCAGCAUGCGUGAGGCCGCCGGUGCCUUCCCCGGCUUCUCCUACGGGCCUACCCACGACCACCUAAUGUAGGUUGCAGCAAAGAACCCGGAUCCCUCGGUGUCAGGCCUGAGUCUGUGCUGCCUCCCGUUCCUGUUCCUCCAUUCUCGACUGGCAGGAGAAGCUGCAGGGGUCAGCAAAUAAAAGUAAUGGAGGCCAUACGCAUGACGAUGGGUCAGAUGUGUAACCAUCACCUCUUCCCAUAGCCUGUCAACGAUGCCCGACUUCCUAAAAGGCAGUACUAAGUGGGACCAUCCCGUCCUGGACUGGACACAAGAAAUCUUUGCACGAGAUAGGAGACGAGCGUGAGGACUGCGUCAUUUAAAAAGAAAAGAAAUAUGAUCUUUCGGCGUUGUCAACACAUCCAAUCGAAUCCUUAGGACUAACAGGAAGUGUGCCAAGUUUGAUAUCAUGGACACGUGGGCCGGCACCUCUGUUGUAACCAUGGAAACACAGCUGCUCUCAGAGUGUGGGUUAGUGUGUGUUGAAGUGCCUGAAUGUUUUUAGGCUGAAAAGCUUUGGAGGAAAACAACUGUGUUUAACACUGACUGCCCAAGUUUUUUAUCCGAUGGUUGACACUGGUGUCAGCUGUGUGCUAUUUGUUGUUUAGUUUUGGCAUAUGAUCAAGAUUUUUACAUGUUCAUCAUAUAUAUAUAUUUUUUCACGAUGGCACAUCCUUUAUGUUGUUACGGUAUGCUUUUUUUUGGUUAUGUUGAUGCUUUAUUGCACUCCAGGAAACAAGGGUCAAGAAAAGUACUGUAUGUGUUUGUGGAUGAAUGGCGAGCAAAGGGUCGUAUAUGAAUCAGACUGCACCAUCUCAAAUAGUUCAUAUCAUUAUACCAUAAUGAGUGAAACAUUUUAACCUAUUAUCAUCUGGUCUGAAAUAUUUAAAUGAACUUAUUUAAUGUUCUGCAUGAACCAGAUAGUACAUCAAAAUCCUGCUCUUCCUAAACUGUUUCAGUUUUAAUUCAUUCAAAGAGUAGGCACUAAUGAUACCCAUGUAGUGGUUUUUGCACCAUGUUUUCCUUAAAAAAACACUCCACCAAGUCUGUUUGUUUUUUUCUAAGUCUUAUAAGUCCACACAUACAUGUAGAAUUUUCUCUUUUUAGGACUGAGUUACAUAACAAUUGAAUACAUUGCAAUUGUAGUUGUAUUAAUAUAUCAUAUUAACAUGAUUAUUUCAAAAUAUAAAAUCCAUGGAAAACCAUGUCUUGUUUUGCCCUACUUAUGCAUUUGUACCCGACUACCGACCAGGUAUUACCUUGGCAUGUGACUUGCUUGUGAAAUAGGAACAAAAACAAUAUUUUAUCAUCAACUAGAAAUGGGGAUGUAGAUUAUAUUUUCUACCAGCAAUAGUAGUACUCGAGUAACCAAAUAUUCUGUAUUUUUAUCAAACUUCUCAGAGUAGCUUACUACAAUGAAAACCAUUGAUUGUACUGAAACCAGAUACAUCAUUGUAGAAAACCUGUAAGUGGUCGUUUUUAAGAGAACUGUUAGAUGUCUGUGUUUGCUGCUGUAUGUGUCUGUGCACAUAGGCCCUGUAGGCCUGGUUCUGACAUGUGUGGACUGUAGAUAUACCCCUUUAGUUCACCUGCAUGAUGUUGGCAAGAAACCCUAAUGCUGUGCAGCAAAAACAACUAGAACAAAUAUGAAGCAUAAGAUCAACAGACUUAUCAAGCAUUGGAGUGACAUUUCACAUUAAGUAAGAGAAAGUAAUCAGGACUUUCUAACUUUAACAUUGAUUGCCCUAAAAUGAUUCUGAAUUAUUGAUGUACAUCUUAGACUUAGACACCUGUUGCAUUUUGACCAACGUUCUCUUGGUUCUGUUCAUUGGAAAUUACAUAUAAAAUGACAAUACUGUUCUAGUUUAUUUUUUUCCAUAUUUGGAAGUUAUCCUGACUUUGUUUUACAUAUUUUUGUGUAUAUUUAUUAUGUCAUGAAUUGUACAUUGAAAGAUUAUUGUAUAAAAUUUGUUGUUGAAAUGAAAGUGAUACAUUUGAAAUGAGACCUAUUAAAGUCAAAUAAAUUUUUAGGAAUUACAUAAA
This is a messenger RNA of Alosa alosa (allis shad), 3449 nucleotides long. Its product is annotated as STKc_SGK domain-containing protein. The transcript is spliced from 13 exons. Gene Ontology annotation, molecular function: protein serine/threonine kinase activity; ATP binding; phosphatidylinositol binding. Bases 154 to 1437 code for a protein of 427 amino acids. The record is from RefSeq and is a predicted model, not a curated record. Gene Ontology annotation, biological process: protein phosphorylation. NCBI's taxonomy places the organism in Eukaryota, Metazoa, Chordata, Actinopteri, Clupeiformes, Clupeidae.